ACUUACCUAUAAAAAACUAGGGUACAUAAGGAUGAAGGACUCCAGCUUGCUUCAAUCCCUGAAGGGCAACUUUUCUCUGUGAGUCUGUCAUGAUUGUUGUCUUUGGUUUGGAGUUUAUCAUACGUAUCUGGUCUGCUGGCUGCUGUUGUCGAUACCGUGGAUGGCAAGGAAGAUUGCGGUUUGCAAGGAAACCAUUCUGUGUUAUAGACAUAAUUGUUCUCAUCGCUUCAAUAGCAGUUGUUUCUGCAAAAACUCAGGGUAACAUUUUUGCAACAUCAGCACUCAGGAGUCUUCGUUUCCUGCAGAUCCUUCGUAUGGUGCGCAUGGACCGAAGAGGAGGGACUUGGAAACUGUUAGGUUCAGUGGUCUAUGCACAUAGUAAGGAGUUAAUCACAGCCUGGUACAUAGGAUUUUUGGUACUCAUUUUUUCAUCUUUCCUUGUCUAUCUGGUUGAAAAAGAUGAAAAUGAUCAAUUUUCUACAUAUGCAGAUGCACUAUGGUGGGGCACAAUCACAUUGACAACAAUUGGCUAUGGAGAUAAAACACCUCUUACUUGGCUAGGAAGGCUGCUUUCUGCAGGAUUUGCACUGCUUGGCAUUUCUUUCUUUGCACUGCCUGCUGGCAUUCUUGGGUCAGGAUUUGCAUUAAAAGUACAGGAACAGCAUCGUCAGAAACAUUUUGAAAAAAGAAGGAAUCCUGCUGCCAGUUUAAUUCAGUGUGUAUGGCGUAGUUAUGCAGCUGAUGAGAAAUCAGUUUCCAUUGCUACCUGGAAGCCUCAUUUGAAGGCCUUGCAUACCUGCAGUCCUACAAAGAAAGAACAAGGUGAAGCAUCUAGCAGUCAGAAGCUGAGCUUUAAAGAACGGGUACGAAUGGCUAGCCCAAGAGGACAGAGUAUCAAGAACAGACAAGCAUCUGCUGGUGAUAGGAGAUCACCAAGUACAGAUAUUACUGCAGAGGGCAGCCCAACAAAAGUGCAAAAGAGCUGGAGUUUCAAUGACCGAACACGCUUCCGACCUUCUCUACGUUUGAAGAGUUCACAGCCUAAGCCAGUGCCAGAUACUGAUCCCAGCCUUGGUACAGAUGAUAUAUAUGAUGAAAGAGGAUGCCAGUGUGAUGUAUCAGUGGAAGAUCUCACUCCAGCACUUAAAACUGUUAUCCGAGCUAUCAGAAUCAUGAAAUUUCAUGUUGCCAAAAGGAAGUUUAAAGAAACGUUGCGUCCCUAUGAUGUCAAAGAUGUAAUUGAACAAUAUUCAGCAGGUCAUCUGGAUAUGCUGUGCAGAAUUAAAAGUCUACAAUCACGGGUUGACCAAAUUCUUGGAAGAGGACAAAUUGCCCCUGAUAAAAAAAGUCGAGAGAAGAAUACUGUAGAGAAUGAAACAGCUGAUGAUCUUAGCAUGCUAGGGCGUGUAGUCAAGGUGGAAAAACAGGUCCAAUCUAUAGAGUCAAAAUUAGACUCUCUGCUAGAUAUUUACCAGCAGGUCUUGAAGAAAGGAUCUCUGUCUGCACUAACUUUGGCUUCAUUUCAAAUGCCACCUUUUGAAUGUGAUCAAACCUCUGAUUAUCAAAGUUCUGUAGAUAGUAAAGAGUUGUCUAAUUCUGCCCAAACUAGUGAAUGUGUUUCCAGAUCAACGAGUGUCAACAUGCCAUGUGGCCUCCAGCUUAUACUGACACCAAAUGAAUUUAACCCUCAGGCUUACUAUGCUUUUAGUCCAACUAUGCAUAGUCAAGCCACACAGGUGCCAAAUGAUGGACCUGUAGUUCUAUCAGCUAAUAAUACACUAAACCAAAUAAACCAGACAUCGAAGCCAACAACACCUACGACAUUACAGAUACCCCCUUUUUCAUCAGUAAAGCCUAUCAACAGGCUGGAACCUAUACAUAUUAUUCCUGUGAGCACACAGGAAAAUACUUCUGAUGUCACCGCUUGCCUUGUUGCUUCUAAGGAUAAUGGACAAAAUGCAAAGUCUGGUGUGACAAAAGAUAAUUCGUGGAGAAAAAGCCUUGAAACAGAAGGGGAACCCCUAAUCUCAGUGAAACCAAUAGCGCAAAUGGAUAUAGGGAAAUCACUGUCAGUACAAAACCUUAUACAGUCUACAGCAGAAGAACUGAAUGUACAUAUUUCUGGAAGUGAUACCAGUAGUGCAAGAGGCAGUCAAGAAUUAUACAGCAAAUGGAGGGAAUCAAAAUUAUUUAUAACUGAUGAAGACUUGGAAGCAGAGAGAGAAAGUGAGACUUUUGAGGCUAUUUCCCACCCAUUAGUGGAAACUACUCUCUCUACUGACUCUCUGAGGACUGGAAUGUCAAGAUCAUCUCAAAGCAUUUGCAAGCCAGGAGACAGUACUGAUACUCUCAGCCUGCCUCAUGUCAAACUUAAAUAGCAUUUUGUGGAUUUUGUUCAGAGAGUAAUCCUUUCAGUCAUACAUAUCACAGCAUGGACUAUUUUGAAAACCCUUUUGAUGAUUUUUUAAAAAAAAAUUAAUCAGGAAGAAAGGCAGUUGUAUGAGUCUAUAUCUUUCAGGUGCAUGAAAAUGCAUGUUUAGACGACUGAUAUCCUAAUUUAUACCUACAGUACACUGGUAUUUUUGUUUAGUACAGUAGGCAUAAAUGGGAAACUAUAUGCUUCAGGUUUAUUAAAGAACAAAAAGAUCUGAACAUUUGGAAACUAUGGUAUUUCUAUAAUACAUAAAAUUAACACAACAUGUAAAGCACUUUGCUUCUGGUUUAACUAAAUACUACAUAUGACCUGAAGCAGACCAUUUUUACGUUUACAACAAUAAAACUGUCAACAGCUGCUAGUGAAGGAAACCUGUAAUAUGAGAUUAGAAAUGGCUGCUACUUUCAAACUAAGAUUAAUUGGCAAUUUUAGAAGAGUGUGAUUUCUGUAUUCCUUUGGAGGUACAGAACCAAGAUAAAAUAUUUUGCACAGCACUUUUAAUGAGUUUUUUUGUGACUGAACAUUUUUUUACUAUGAAAUGUUCUAAAUUCCAGGCCAUUAGGGAAGACUUGCUUUGUGCAAUGUUCUCUGUUUCACACUUUCCAAAUUCACUGAUGACUUCCUUUUGGAUCUAAAUUCUUUGGGCAGAAAUAUGUGCAAGGAAAAAGCAGAUACUUGAUUGUAGAUUAGUAUUUUCUCCCUUUAGUCCAUGUUUUCUGAAGUUGAAUGAUAGCACAAUCAGAGGCUGGGGAAAAAGAAAUAUAUUAGAUAGAAAGCAGUGAAAGAAAGAAUGGAGAUAAAAGGAAACUAUACAUUUUUUAAAAGAAAGUUAAAAAUAAAUGUAUUUUUUUAAAUGGGUCUAUACAGUGGGGAAUGAGAAGAGUAGAAAAGGAAAACAAGAAUAAGCUGGGGAAGGUUUUAUAAUGCUUUCUUUUAAUCUAAACACUGUUCUCCUCUCAAAUAAAAAUGAUAAGGAAAUCUUAGCUCAUCUGACAGUACUGAAGACUACCUGUCAGAUCCUUCAGACGUUUGUACUGGCAAGAAAUUAAGGCAUAGUUCCUGCCUAUAGUUUCUUCCUGGUUUGUUUGUCUUAACUAUACAAAUUCAAAAAAUGGGGCCUCUUUUGAAUGUAUGUUCCAGAAUUGUCUCUGUCCCACUCCCAACUGAAAUAAUCAAUGCUGAUAUUUAUGGUAUACCCCAGAAAUAUAUAGCUUGAGCAUGUUCAUGAGCAAGAUGUGAUGUGUUCAAUUUUCUCUAAUGAUUCCAAAGGCAUUAUACAAAUUGAAUGAUGCCACUACUAGCUGGUAAUGGUUUGUGAGCCAGCCCUGCUGAGAAUGAGAGUAUACAAGAAUGUCACAAGAUGUCUUACUGGCGGUUAAAUGCUACAAGCAAUUUUAAAUGUUUACUCUGAAUCAGUUGUAAUUUCUUCCUCCAAUGUUGGGAAGAAUUUUCUGGCUAUAAAGGCUUAUUGUUGAUAAUCUUAUUAGGAGAAAAUAUACACAAACCGGUGGGUGUUUAUGCUGUAUCAUUCCUAUAAAACUUGCAGAUGAUAAAUAAUGUUCUACAGCUUUCCCUGUUCUAAAGCUCCAUUGACAAAUUCUAAGAAAAGGUAUCUUGAAGCAUAUGAACCAUGGUCUAUUUUACAUCAUUAUUUUUACAAGUUGCUGUAUCACAUUUGGUUAAUGGUUGCAACAUCUUUGUGUGAUAUAAUUAACUUCCACAGUACCUACAUUAGAGAUAAUAACUGGAGGGCUCUAAGCUAAAGAGCCCUAACAGACAGGCCAAAAUAAAGCUGCUCCGGGUCACUUUGGAGGUAUGCUGUUUAAAUGA
Molecule: messenger RNA, 4264 nt
Organism: Sceloporus undulatus (fence lizard)
Lineage: Eukaryota; Metazoa; Chordata; Lepidosauria; Squamata; Phrynosomatidae
Product: potassium voltage-gated channel subfamily KQT member 5-like
Exons: 13
Coding region: 90-2378 (762 amino acids)
Biological process (GO): potassium ion transport; transmembrane transport
Cellular component (GO): membrane
Molecular function (GO): voltage-gated potassium channel activity
Source: RefSeq, a predicted model, not a curated record